GAGGAUUUAUCUGCGGCGGUUGCCGGGGAACAGGUUCCAGUGGCGGCUGUGUCUGCUGCGUGGAUCCCGCUGCGCCUGGUGGCAGUGCGACGCCGGCCAUGGCCCCGGAAAGCGAGUGCGAGACUGACCUGCGCGUGCUGGCCGCCGGCAUCCCGCUGCCGCCCCCGCCGCCCCCGCUGGGCAGGGACCCCGCCGUGCCGCACGCCCCCGUGCGCACACACCGCCUUACCACCGACCAGAAGAGGCUGGCGGUGAAGAACGCGCUGCGCUACUUCCCGCUGGAGUACCACGCCAGGCUGGCUCCAGACUUCGCCCAGGAGCUGGACGAGUACGGACACAUCUACAUGUACCGCCUAAUGCCCAAGUUCCCUGUCAGGGCUUAUCCACUGCAACUUCUGCCUGCCCGUUGUCCAGAGGCGGCGGCCAUCAUGCUGAUGAUCCUCAACAACCUGGACCCGGCGGUGGCGCAGUUCCCACACGAGCUCGUCACCUACGGGGGCAACGGACAGGUCUUCUCCAACUGGGCACAGUUCUGGCUGGUGAUGCGCUACCUGUCUUCGCUGGAGCGCGACCAGACGCUGGUGCUGUACUCGGGCCACCCGCUGGGGGUGUUCCCGUCGCCCGCGUCGGCGCCGCGCCUCGUCAUCACCAACGGUAUGGUGGUGCCCAACUACUCCACCAGGAAGCACUACGACGACAUGUUCGCUCUCGGAGUCACCAUGUACGGCCAGAUGACCGCGGGAAGCUUCUGUUACAUCGGGCCUCAGGGCAUCGUCCACGGCACCACGAUCACGCUGAUGAGCGCGGGCCGCAAGUACCUGGGCUGCGACAGCCUGGCGGGCAAGGUGUUCGUGACGGCCGGCCUGGGUGGCAUGAGCGGCGCGCAGGCCAAGGCCGCCGUCAUCGCCGGCUGCGUCGGCGUCAUCGCAGAGGUGAGCGAAGAGGCGCUGCAGAAGCGGCUACGCCAGGGCUGGCUGUGCGAGGUGGAGGGCGACCUCAACAAGCUGAUCCAGCGCAUCAGGGAGGCCCGCCGCAAAAAGGAGGCGACCAGCAUUGGCUACCACGGCAACAUUGUGAACCUGUGGGAGCGACUGGUGAGGGAACUUCGCGAGAAGGGCGACCUGCUGGUGGAUCUGGGCUCGGAUCAGACGUCCUGCCACAAUCCCUUCCAGGGCGGCUACUACCCUGUGCAGCUCGCCUUUCAUGAGGCGCAGAAGGUGCUGUCUGAAGAGCCGGAGCGUUUCUCGUCGAUGGUGCAGGCGAGCCUGGUGCGGCACGUGGAGGCGGUGAACGAGCUGUCGGCGGCCGGGAUGCGCUUCUGGGACUACGGCAACGCCUUCCUGCUGGAGGCGCGCCGCGCGGGCGCCGACGUCGAGAAGGCGGGCGCCGGCCCACUCGCCUUCCGCUACCCCACCUACGUGCAGGACAUCAUGGGGGACAUAUUCUCGCUGGGAUUCGGGCCUUUCCGCUGGGUGUGCACCUCGGGGCUGGAGAGCGACCUGCAGACCACGGACAAGCUCGCAAUCGAUGAACUGGAGACUCUGCUGAAAGACGAGAGCGUGGGCUACUCGACGCGGGCCCAGUACGAGUCCAACCUGGAGUGGCUGCGGCGCGCGGAGGAGCACCGGCUGGUGGUGGGGUCGCAGGCGCGCAUCCUGUACGCCGACCGCGAGGCCCGCCGCCGCAUCGCCGCCGCCCUCAACGACGCCGUCCGCAGCGGCGCCGUCAAGGGCCCCAUAGUACUCAGCAGAGACCACCACGACGUCAGCGGCACUGACAGCCCAUUCCGCGAGACAUCCAACAUAGACGACGGCUCCGCCUUCUGCGCAGACAUGGCCGUGCAGAACUGCAUCGGGGACGCAAUCCGCGGAGCCACCUGGGUCGCCCUGCACAAUGGCGGUGGCGUCGGCUGGGGCGAGGUGAUAAACGGCGGCUUCGGUCUUCUGCUGGACGGAUCGGAGGACGCGGCGAAGCGGGCGCACACCAUGCUGGCCUGGGACGUCAGCAACGGAGUCGCUCGCAGGUGCUGGUCUGGAAACGAGCUGGCUCUGGAGGCUACGCGCGUGGCCAUGAAGUCGGACCCUCGUAUGGAGGUGACGCUGCCGCACCAAGCCUCGCCUCAGCUGCUGAACACUCUCUUCCAGUGACCUGUGCCGCCCCAGGACACGCAUUCAUCGCUGGGACUACCUCAUCGGUGUUCAGCUCAAUCAAUGCUUCCUCUCACUAGUUGUCAAAAAUGUGACACUCAUCUUCCUCUGAUACAUUUGUAAUUUUUCAUUGCUUUCUUAAUCGAUUGUGAUUUAAAGAGGAAAUAUGUUUGUAUGUGAAGAAUUAUCUCGCAGCAGCGCUGUGGUAUGGUUGCUGAGCUUUUUGAUUCUGUACUCGUAAUGGUUUCUCUUGCCGCGAGUUCGUUCGUGCAAGAGUAAUUUUUAUCACAUUUUACCAUAUAUUCUUCUGGUUUCCUCUUUUGAGUUUUGGUUUACUCUUUUGUCUUUCCGGUGCGAUGACUCAAAUAUCUGGUCUCAUAUAUCGAGGCGUUUUAAAGAGAUUUAUCCGAUAUCAAACGACUGUAUCUCCUACAUGAAUUACAACUAUAUCAGUAUUCUUUUUCAUUUAACUCCCGUACUGUUCUUCCAGUACUUACUUUAAUGUCAGUGGCAAAAGAUUGAGAGACAAGACACCAUCCGAUAGCUUUUACAAAGCAUGAAACUUCUGCCAGCUACUGUCCUAUUUCUUCCAAAAUAUUUAAAGUCGUUGUUAAUAUGUCAACUUUUACAAGCCAACUUCUUUGCCACUUGUUCCAAACACUCCACUACCUGGUAGCUUUUUGAAAGCAUGAAGUUUCUGCCAAUUACUUCGCUAUUUGAUCUAAAAUAUUUAAUCUCGUUGUUGGCUGUAACAAUGCAUGGGGUUUCUACUAACUACUUUGCUGAAUGAAGUUUCUGCCAACUACUUCGCUAUUGGAUCUAAAAUAUUUAAUCUCGUUGUUGGCCUGUUAUCUGUAACGAAGCGUGGGGUUUUACAAACCACGAAAUUACUGCCAGCUUAGUCUAUUGCUCCAAAUUACUUCAUCUCGCACAUCACACCUUUAAAAGAAGACCUUAAAUAUAUGAACUGUCCGAUUAAUUUCGCCUGCGAGUUCUCUUCCAAAGCAACAACUUUUUUUUACUUAUAACUGUAUGUUGAUUCUUGUUAUGAACAAGUGACGCUUUUAUUUUGUUCACUUUGCUGUCAUUGUUUUUCGGCGUCCAGAUGGUGAUGCUGCUAUCUCUGAUCGCUGAUUUUGCUAAGAUGGCACGGCGUCUUUCUUAAUUUUACGCGAAUUUACUAAAAUGAAUGUUGACCCUCUUGGGCACAAACUGGCUUCAAUCAAACAAAUUAUCUGAAAAAGUGCAAAUAAAAUAUCCAGAUGCUUUGAAUUUUCUCGGAGUCGCCUAUUUUCAGUAUUUUAUCGCAACCCACAAUAAAUAGGGUGUUUCACAAUUUCUGUUAGAUGCUUCUAGGAGAUGUAGAGGGGACAUUGUAUACAAAGUUUCGAAAAUGUAACGUAUUGAUGUAAAAUAAAUCUGAAGAUCGAAUCACUUUGAAAUCUCUCGCUUCAGAGUACAAACAUACGGACACAAUGAGCUCUGACCCAUGUGAUGAACAAUGGCCCAUGACAUGGGCAGUGUUGCGAGUAGUCUUUAUCAGGUUCUCCUCUACGUGUCAAAUGACGUUAUCUCCGAAGUCCGGAGUACAGCGCGCCACAGUCAGUCCUCCUACAUAGUUCCAACGUACCACUCUUUCAGGCUGCCAUUGUUGCAGUCGCUCUAAAAUGUUACUUGAUGUCUUAAUUACAACAAGGACUGACUCAUCUCAGUUAGUGUGAGUACCGCGAGCCCGGAAAUUUGAAAGCGAGCCGUUCUUCAUAAACUGUACAGUUCCGAAUUUGAGUUCCUUAUAAAAACUUUAUCUAGUAUUUCCCCUCAACAGCCUGCAGAAGCCAGUUAUAGGAAUUAUGAAUAUCCUAUAUAAUUGUAGGGGCGCGUACCUUUAUUAAAAGUAUAACACACGUAACGCAACUAGACUUGUCGUAUUUUCACAAAGUAUUAUUUAGUAAUCAAUCACUUCUCGGCGCAUUCAGUGAAAAGCCACAUCGUCCCAUCAAUCACAGCUCACACAUCAGCUUCUCUAUGAUCAUAAAUCUCUUGUAGAAACUCAACAACUUUAACCACUUCGAAUCAUACGUUUCUUUACCCCAUCUCCAUAGACACCUCUUUCCCUAUCUUCACACAUUCGAUGUCCAGGAAACGCUACACCAAACGUCUUCUUUUCGCUCCCUCCUUCCACUUUCCUGCAACUGUCCGUUCCUCUGAUUUUACCCAGAUAUUAAUCUCCCUGGGCACAGCACCCAUACGACAGAAAAUGUACAUGUAUAAAGUACACAUACACACAAAUUUACGUGUUUCAGGUAGCACAGAUAUUAGUUAAACAAAAAAAGAGAAAAUAUAUAAUUAACACGACAGAAAAACUAUGUCACACAAUGAAGAUAGAAACACUGUGUAAAUUUCAGCUUACGCAUUGGACUACAAAGUUAUUAUUUUCAAAAUAACCAAUUUACAACAAUUUAUAACUUUGGGGUAUUUUUUCAUUUCACAUUUAGGAUCAAAGUUUUUAUUUCCCUUUCACAAACUCUCAAUUAACUUCCACAGGACGCGCGACACACAUAGAGACGGUAGUGAAGCUCGUCCCAUACUUUUCCAAGCACACGUGUAGUUAAUGCACUUCCUGCUGUUGAAAUUCACACAAAGCUUUUGAUAGAGGAAGGAUAUACGAGAAUUUCAAAGCUCACAUACGGUGAGAUCAGGCAACCCUGAGGACGAAUUCUGCAAUGUGAGAUCCAUAGACCCCUGUAGGAGUUGCAGCAGCGUUCUCUAGAUGAAAAGUUGUGAUUGAAGUCGAGAAUGAGAACUGUCAUCUCGACUGGGUGCAUACUGGCCAAUGAACAAGCGAUCGUGCUGGUUGCCACAGGGAGACCCCGACUGCCAGCUUACAACUGGCAUCAAGGUGUACCCUUAACAAAAAACCGCGCGUAUUGGUCAUCACCGACUCCCUUCAAAUUUAUGGUGUAUUCGGGGCAAGACCAGAAAUGAAAGUGACGACCGUGGGAGCCCCAGAUGGCCAAGCGUUGAGAAAAAAUAGCAAUUUCGGCACGGGGGCGGCGAAGCUUGAACCGUUUAUGUUGAUGUAUUUUCCAGGAAGUGUUUGGCGCAGUGGAAAGAUUAAAGAACAGCAGUUUGAGAGUCAAAGGGUUGAGUAUGUACCGGGAAACUAUUUACACUGCAAAUAAACCACAAUAAUGCUCAGUAUAAUGUAUUAGUUAAUACUUUCAUAACAAGAAUGAAAAGGAAAGGAAUAGGAUAAAUAGGGAUUGCAAAUAAUUUCCCAGGAAGCGAUUUUAAGGCGUACACCAGAACUUCGUAUUUAAAAUUAGAUACUUUUAUUGUUUAUGAUAUACACGUGCUGGAAUGAUUUUCAUCCUAAAAACAAGGUAGCAAUAAUUAUCUCGGCGUUUUGCUCACGUUAUGAACGACAAAUUUUUACAAUUACGUGGUUAUUUUGAAGUUUCUAUGGAGAAACAAACCUGGUUCACAUUCAUAAAAGAUUCUCUCUCAUCGUAAGUUUGGCAGCAGACCACGCACAACGCAAAAUUUCGCCAAAUUUGGCUACCAUAGCUUGUGAUGAACAGUAGAAUGUAUUUUGAUGCAGUCUUCUCAAAGCUCAAAGUGAAACUUAUGGAAUACGAAGUCCUGUGCGUUUUAAUUACUAUAAAUUCGUAAAGUGUUAGUUGCGGAGUUCUCAAGGAUGCUAUAAGUACAAUCCUUUCUUCGAAAUUUAUUUUCAAUCCAAAAUUUUCCUUUGCCUCACAUCUAUAGUUCUCACUCCCAUCACUUCCAUUUCUGGCCUAUUCAUGCAGAUACCACAAAGUUUCCAUACAAUAAGUUUAACGUUACUCAAAGCUUGUAUCUUCAUUCACCUAGAAGCUAUAGUUCUGUGAAAUCGGAUGAACCUUUUUGAAACACGCUGUAUUUCCCUAUAGAAUUCGCUUUACAUAGCCGACCAACUAGACCGAAUUCUAUGCACAAAAAAAACAUCUUUUAACGCCAUGCGACGAUCAAUAUAAUUUUCAAGAUCUCACAGACAAUACCAUCUACUCAUUAAUUCUCAGCACUGGCAAAGCUGCCGAAUGAAAGAUAUCAUUCAGCUCUUAAGUAUCAUUUACUAAGGUCCUACAAAAACGACUGUUAGUUACGCACUUUCUGUCACUGACAUUUACAGUAUUAGUGAUCGCGUCAGUACGAGUUAGCUUUAGCAGAUAAGAACUGGCAGCUCUAGCGGUUAUCGAGCAGUAACUGAGUAAAUUUUACUCGAUAUCUGGGUAAUCCAGUUGGUGAGAUAAAGGACUUAGCGUCCCUCUCGACGUUUGUCCCUCGUCGAUUCCACUAUCUUAAGAGAUUCUUUGACAGAUUUACUCUGCUCUCUAGAAAGACGAAGUUUGUUUAUAUUUGACAUGCGCUUACCCGUUGUGGAACGAACAGCAUAUACAAAAGGGCGUCAGCUUUUUCGACUACAGCUGAUAGCAAAUCUCCUACCACUUAGAAUAGUAUCAAUUACAUUUCUCAUGACUACUGCCUCCACUUCUGUGGUCGGACUCCUCUUGUCUCAUAAUUGUUGAUAGCUCUAAAAGCAACCAUGCGAAAAAAUAACAUACCUCUUUCAUUAAUAGAGACUGCACAAUUUCGACUUUCUUCAUUUCAAGUCACACAAUAAAUUUCAUCAAUGUAAUGAACAAAAUUCUACGAUCUAUAAAAUAUGUUGAUCUAUCAUAACAGUGAUAUCUAGACCUCUGUAGUACCUGGAGCUUUGGAUGUUGUGUUGAAUCUAUUAACAGAUUGACCACAACUUCGUUACCGUUAUCUCCCAGCCGCUUUUUACAAAGCAACCACAUUUCAGACACGUUUGCAGGUUCCGAAUUGUCAGUUUCGAACAUCUCGUGUUUUAGAUAAGCGUAACACUUCAUUUACGUAUUAUUUAAAUGCAGUAAUGCUAGAUUAUUGGAAAAAUGAUAUUUGUCAAUUUCAAUCUUUGAGGUGAAAAGUUCUUCGUGAUGGCAUUUCCUGUACACUUGCACGCUUUUAUACAAGCUCUGUGUUUACUGGUAUAUUCCAACACGUAUCUCAUUGUGGUUAAUGCUUAAAUAUCUCCAGUAAUCAUUUUAUUUCUUAAAAUACAAGAAAGGACGUGAAUCUGGGCUAGGUGUUUUUUUUCUUGACUCUUCUUUUCAUUUUAAAGAACUAGGUUGAAGUUCGUCACAUUUAAAACUAUGCUUUCCAACACAUUAGCAGACAAAUGCUAUUUGCUCAAAGACGCCGGAGCAAAAGAGGGAACAACUGAGAAGGCCAGUGCGUACUGAAGUUCGAACCUCACGCAAUCGCCAUGGCACCACCACUGUUUUUCAAAAACUACAUGGGAAUAUUCCGGAACAUGUGCACUCAAAAAAGUGCGAAGAAUUUCGUGCUGAUGUCGUCGUAAUGGAAUGAUACUUAUUUACAGUGACUAACGCGUAUCGAAGAUUAUCAGCAUUAAUGGAAAGUAGCUAUUAUUACACUUGUGAAAUAUUGCACAAGCCUUUGUAGGAAACUAAAGUUGUUAGAUUCUUUCAGCCAUAAAGAGAGAAUUAUGUGCAUUUCGUAAGACUCAGUAACGUAAGACCUACUUACUCUGCGUUAAAAGGACAAGCCUACCAGUUUCUGAAUAGCCUACCAGUUUCAUAUCUCGGCGUAACUGUUUACUAGUAUCCUCUAAAUUGUCUUAGACCGACGGUAUUCACUUUUUCCUUCCAAUCGCCAAUAUCUCUCUCUCUCUUUCUCACACACACCACAUGCAAAUUUGUCACAUGUGUAACGUCUCACGUCGCCCCGUUGGAAGGGUGUCUGCUUAUGCAAGUCCUGGUCAGCAUGUUCACUGUUCCAUAUGGAUUCUCCACAAACUUCUGUUGGCAUUCUUUAUUCCCUGUAAUACAGCCAUGUUUCGUCGGUUCUACGGUUUUAAGAUUAUUUGUAGAUGGUCAUUUGAGCAGUUCUUGGCCUCCUAUUUUCCAGCAAUCAUAUCAAUCCACUAACGCAUCUAUUCCAAAUUUUCAUAAAAACGAUUUGUUUAAGGAAGUGCUUCGUUCAUGUCCGAUAUUAUUUUAAACUAGUAGGUUUUCCGUCUGCAUUCGCCUCCUUCCUACGUCUGUUUGGUUUGUAAUAGCUCCUUUUUUAAUUCCCACGCUUAUUAGAACCACUUCUUAUGAUUUAUCACACCAUUCCCAGUCUUGUAUUUCCACCUUGAUUCUCGUUUCCAGCACUGAUUUUCAUCUCUGACCUUUUUGUCGUGUUACAAACCCCUGUUAGUACCACUAAUCUUCGUUCUAAGCCUCUUCUUAGCACGAAUGUGAAUACAGAAGUGUAUCUAUUACUGAAAUAGUACCCCUUACCGCCUUUGCUACAUAUAAAGGCAAACUCCUAAACAACAGUACGUUUCAUUAGACAAUAACUUGUCAGUAAAGUCUCAUUUCUAAGUCUCAAAAACGGAGUCCAGGUGUUAAGAGAGUUACACUGAUGUAGCCACAAGCUACAGUUCACAUAACAUAACCCAGAAGAACAACCCCACAUCCUUAUUUCUCCCAAAUACGUGUAAGACAUUGAAAAACAAACAAAAAAAAACUUCGUCAGAAGACUUCUUUCGUAAUUCUGUCAGCAAUAGAACAGGAAAAAUACAUGUUUUAUCGAGGAAUAUUUCUACCUCCUUGAAACACAGCCUUUGGAAUCACUGUAGAUUUAAACAAACAUUUGUCUUGAAAUGUAGGUUACGCUAACUAAUAGAAAUGCUGCCCACUCAUUCAGUUUAUCUGAUGUUCAAUUAUUCUCAGUUAAGUGUACAUUCAGUCAAAUGAUCCAAUUUCAUUUUAAGGCAAGUACUAUAUUUCAUGUACCAGAUGCAUGGUGAGGGGAUGUAAAACGGCUUUCGUAUGAAAUGUGCCCAAUCUUCGUUAGUAUGAAUGUUCUUGAACUUCCUCUUUGUGUUGAUUCAAUACCUUGUCAGUUUGCUGUGUAAAUAUUUCUAAGCAUUAACUGUUAGCUGAUUUUGUAAAUCUUUCUAAGAAUGGGGAAAACUGUGACAACAAAUAAAUAAAAAUCUUUAUAAGAAAAUA
This is a messenger RNA of Schistocerca gregaria, 9235 nucleotides long. RefSeq names its product urocanate hydratase-like. NCBI's taxonomy places the organism in Eukaryota, Metazoa, Arthropoda, Insecta, Orthoptera, Acrididae. Gene Ontology annotation, biological process: L-histidine catabolic process. The transcript is spliced from 15 exons. The record is from RefSeq and is a predicted model, not a curated record. Gene Ontology annotation, molecular function: urocanate hydratase activity. Bases 99 to 2147 code for a protein of 682 amino acids.